Molecule: messenger RNA, 1437 nt
Organism: Trichomonas vaginalis G3
Lineage: Eukaryota; Parabasalia; Trichomonadida; Trichomonadidae
Product: regulation of choline O-acetyltransferase protein
Exons: 1
Coding region: 1-1437 (478 amino acids)
Biological process (GO): proteolysis; cell adhesion
Cellular component (GO): membrane; cytoplasm
Molecular function (GO): metalloendopeptidase activity
Source: RefSeq, a predicted model, not a curated record
AUGACAGAUUUGAUGGUUGGCAUGACAAUUCAAACAGAAGCUGGACCAUUUUCCAGGUUGACUGAUGCUGUUCUUGCAGUUCUUAUGGAUACAGGUAACUACAAAGUUAACUGGCAAAUGGGACAACCAUUAGUAUGGGGCAAUCCAGAAUCAAUUGAUGGAAAUACAAUUACAAACUUUGCAAUUGGUCCUCCACAAAAUGUUUUCCCUAAGUAUUAUAUGAGAGACUUCUCAGUUCAAGAAAUUUGGUAUGCAAGUUUUGAUUUCAAAUUCUCCGGACCAUUUUCAGGACCUGCACAUAUUAGAGCAAGUUAUAGCGAAAAACAAUUUUAUGAUCCGAAAGGCAUUGGAGUUGGUACAACACAAGUUUAUGAUUUCAUUCCAUUUUAUUUCCCAAAUUAUGUUUGUCCUAAGGGACAGGCUAUUCUUCCAUCAACAAUGUCAUAUUUUCACCACAAAUGCGGUACAUAUACAUGCGACGGAUAUAAAUCGUUCACAAUUCAAGUCAAUAAAGAUCUAGCUGCAACUCAGUUUGAAAGUGUCACAUGCACAAAAGAUAAUGCAACUAAGGAAUUUUCUUUGCCAUUAGGUUACUAUUCCAGGAAAGUUUCUUGUGUUGAUCCUGAAAGAUUCUGCAGAUCUGUGAAACUGAACGAGAUGAAGUUUGUUGUUGACCCAUUCAAUCCAGAUACAAGGCAAUUGAAUAGUGAUUCUCCAACACCGACACAGCCUGAACCUGAUAAUAAUCCAUCAGGACCCGAACCAGGAAAUAAUCCAUCAGGACCCGAACCAGGAAAUAAUCCAUCAGGACCCGAACCAGGAAAUAAUCCAUCAGGACCCGAACCAGGAAAUAAUCCAUCAGGACCCGAACCAGGAAAUAAUCCAUCAGGACCCGAACCAGGAAAUAAUCCAUCAGGACCCGAACCAGGAAAUAAUCCAUCAGGACCCGAACCAGGAAAUAAUCCAUCAGGACCCGAACCAGGAAAUAAUCCAUCAGGACCCGAACCAGGAAAUAAUCCAUCAGGACCCGAACCAGGAAAUAAUCCAUCAGGACCCGAACCAGGAAAUAAUCCAUCAGGACCCGAACCAGGAAAUAAUCCAUCAGGACCCGAACCAGGAAAUAAUCCAUCAGGACCCGAACCAGGAAAUAAUCCAUCAGGACCCGAACCAGGAAAUAAUCCAUCAGGACCUGGAGUUGAAAAUCCUUCAGGAACUGGAGGAAAUGAAACAACAACAACAGGGUCUGGAGGUUCAUAUGAAAAUUCCAAAGCAGCAGAAAAGAAGGCUAAAAAGAAAAAGUUGAUAAUUAUUGCGGCAUGUGCCGGAGUUGCAGCUUUAAUUGUGAUUGCAUUUAUUGCAGCUUUGGUUAUAUUUGCAAUUAGAAAUGCAAAAGAAAAUGCAUAUCAUGAGGAUUCUGAUGCAAAUUAUGUUGUUUAG